CUGACAUCGCAUCCCAUCCCAUCCCUGACAUAUUGAUAAUAUUUACCGUCGCCUCCGCAUCGCAUUAAAUAAAUUCGUUAAUUCCUGCAGUAAAUCGGAGAAAUAAGGCACAAGCAACGCUUCCCGAAGUCAGCGAAAGCCGGAGAAUGUAAAGAUGUUAAAUUACAUCAAGAGGCAAGCCAGCCGUCGUCGCAGCAGCCAAGAUAUUGCCACGGAUGCCAAUUGUGGCCAAACAUCAGAUGAUGUGGACACCACCGACGGAGCUGUGGCCCACAAGCGCCACUCUCUGCGCUCGACAACCAGUUUCUGCGACGAGGUGUUCCUAGAGGCGGAGGAGGAGGGCGUGGGAUCCGGAGGAGGAGGAGUAGGAGGAGGUGCCCUCUCCGAUGGUAUCAGUCUCUCCAGCAACGAUGAUAUUUUUACCUACAACUCGCGACUCUCCAUGAACCUGGCUUCCAUUGUCAACGAUCCCAACUGCCUGAGCUACUUCGUGCAGUAUCUGGAUACCCGACAGGCCCUGCCUCUGAUCAAAUUCUACCUGGACAUUGAGAACUUUAAGCGGGCGGCGCUCUCGCAGGAGAAAAAGGACGCAGAGGAGCCGCCUAGCAAAGCGGAACCAUCUUCUCCGCACAAAGAUGACAAAGAUGUACCUGAACUAAAGACGCUGUGCGAUCUGUCCAUGCGGAAACCCCUCACGGACGACGAGAAGAGCCGCAUUUAUGCGGAAACCAACAAGCAGAUCAAUAGGCAAAAGUCCGGCACGGAAUGCUUCACAAACUCUGAACUUUCGCGGGCCAGCAUCAGCGAUGCGAUUGCCAUUUACCAAAAGUAUCUAAUUGUGAAUGCCAGCCUGCAAGUGGAUCUUCCCAUCGUCAUUCUGGCGCACAUAUCUCUGCUCCUCUGCGGAAGGGAUAAGUCCGAGUGCAGCAAGCCAAUCCCGGCCAGUUGCUUCGAUGAAGCCAGAGAUUUUGUGCUGGAGCAGUUGGAGCGCGAUCAUGUGCAGGGAUUUCUGCAGAGCGGCUACUACUCAACCUACUGUUUGGAGUUGAUCGAAGGCGGUUCCAUUAACAUCUAUGAUGUCUUGAACAGCGAACUGGCCUUAUUCUACUUCACCGAGUACCUGGAACAGCAGCAAGAGCGCGAGUGUCUGGAGUUCUGGAUAACAGGCAUAAACUUUCGCAAGAGCUUUGCCAUCGGCGAGGAGAAGGAGGAGGAUUGCAAGGCGGCCCAGAGCGAUGCCAUGAUCAUAUACGACAAAUACUUCUCCCUGCAAUCCGAAUGUCGUCUCUGGAUGUCCCAGAAGCUGCGCUCUCGGGUGGAACAGGCCAUCUGCGCUCCAGGCGAGCAGUGGCAAGCCUUCGAUUUGGCCCUCUUCGUGACGGCCAAGUAUCUGGAGCAAAAGUACUUUGCCGACUUUCUAAAGUCGCACAUUUUCGAUAACUAUGUGAAUGAACUGAAAGUCAAAAGAGACAACUCCACUCCACAAGCGAAUCUUCAACAAAAGCUAAGCCUGCGCAGAGCUGGCAAAACAACGAAUUCCCAGCAGCGUCAUCGCAAGACCCUUUCCAUGUCAGACUGCACCCACAUUUCGCAGCACAACACACUGCUGGCUUCCAUGGAUCAGAUGCCAUCGAAAGCGUCGAUCAAUCAUCAGAGUGGAAAUCUCAAUAUUGACGCCAGACAAUUGACGAACCCUCAACUUCUGUGGCAGCGUCCUGUGGGAGCACUGAAAUUCGGCUUUGUUAACUCCCUGGGACGUUAUGAGCGGGAUUUUGAAGCCGUGGACGCAGUGGCUCUCAAAUCGCAGCCAUGGUCAUUGAGUGUCAGCGGCAACAAAAUCAAAAAUGCCAUGCGCAAGCUGGUGAAUCUGCCGGAGGAUAAAGUCCAGGAGGAGAUCGCCUGGCAGGUGGCCGAGAUGAUUGUCAAGGAUGUUACGAGUGUCACUCUCAGUGGCCAGACUCCUCCUCCUCCUCCGCUGGCAUAGUGUGCUUCACUGCUACUGAAUUUAUUUUGUCAUCUUAUUCCCAUUCUUAAGUUAACACUUUUAUGCUCAAAUCAACGCGAGAAUCUCCCCGCAGCGUGCACAAAACGCAACAAGUCGCAACAGAAGCUCUCUACUACUACUACUCUAUCUUAUGUACAAAUUAUGUUGAACAAAUCAGACAUUUUUAUUUAACUUAUUUUCGUUAAUGCUGUGGGCUUUGAAAGCUUAUAAUGUUAACCAAACUAUCGCUCGCUCAUUUGUUAUUUAAAGCAACCAAACCCAAAUCUCAAAUAUACAGAAGAAGCUCUUUACUUCAUUCCGUUUUAAUAUGAUUAAUCAUUUGUAAUAUAUAAUGUAUAUGAAUAUUUUUGCAUACUGAUGGUAACUACAAAGGAAAAUUUAUUGUUAUUAAUAAACUUUUUCUAUAACCAA
This is a messenger RNA of Drosophila takahashii, 2416 nucleotides long. It is a transcript of the gene pkaap, whose product is annotated as A-kinase anchoring protein pkaap. Gene Ontology annotation, molecular function: protein kinase A binding. The record is from RefSeq and is a predicted model, not a curated record. NCBI's taxonomy places the organism in Eukaryota, Metazoa, Arthropoda, Insecta, Diptera, Drosophilidae. Gene Ontology annotation, cellular component: mitochondrion; plasma membrane. Gene Ontology annotation, biological process: intracellular protein localization.